Molecule: messenger RNA, 636 nt
Organism: Symbiodinium necroappetens
Lineage: Eukaryota; Dinophyceae; Suessiales; Symbiodiniaceae
Source: the annotation of a GenBank genome assembly
GAUCCCUUCCUGUCGGUGGCGCAGGCAGGUGUCCACUACGCCAUCCAGGCCAGCGAAGCGGAUGGAAGGUGCCGGUACUGCUGGCUUCCCAAGGAGUUGUGUGCUUGCUGUGCGGUGUCGAAGGCGAUUGAGCUGCAGAAGGUGCACUUCGUGCUCUUAUGCCACCCGCUGGAAUUUCUACGGUCGAGCAGCAGCGGCAAGCUGCUGCCUUGUGUCCUGGGGGCGGACCUCUUCGUCUUCGGGGUCGGCGUUAAUGCAGACAAACUCGACCAGAUCAUCAACGACAGCCGAACGCACCUGCUGCUACCGGGCGACGGUAGCAGGACUUUUGAGGAGUGGUUGGCCAAGCCGCAGGAGGACCUCGCGCACGGGACAGUUGCCGCCGAAGACCGGCGUUGCGAGCUGAUCCUGCUGAUUCCGGAUGGUUCCUGGGAGCAGGUGCAGGCCUUGAGACGUGCCUUAGACCGGAAGAGGGCAGCACGUGGCCGCCCGCCACUUCCGUGCCUGAGGCUGCAGGAGGAGGCGGUACGCGCGUUCCACUCGCCCCUCAUCGAUGCCCUGAAGCAGGGAGCAGGACAAGGUCGCAUCUCCACCUUCGAAGCUUGCGCGCUGCUGCUCCGGGAAGCGGAGGCGCAU